AAUUUUGUUGAGAAAUGCCAAUCCCACAACUUUCCUAUGUAGGAGGGUGCGGCGCUUUGUUAGGGGUUAGGGGUAUGGAGCAGAACCGCAACCCGAGUCUGUCUGCAUCAGCCUUGUCGUCCCGCAUGGAAUCUGCGAGGGGGGAUGUGCCGCCUCGGCAGCUGGAGCAUGGCCAGGGGGGGGCAGCGCAGCUCCGCUCCGGCCCGCGGGUCCCUUCUAUGCCCGGUGGUCUCCCCCCUUUGCCCACUUUCAAGGCGCUUCCACAGUGGGACUGUCGAAAUGUGUUCUCGCCGCCAAGGUCGGACACGUACACAAGCAUGCCUCCGCAACGUGCUGAGGAGUCCUUCUCCUCCCUCAUGGGCCAGGCUGCAGGCAGCCAACCGCAAUCACUGUUUCAGAGAGGUUUUCCCGCGUCGAUGGGGUGGGACAUGCCGCAUGAGCACGCAGGCGUUCCACGUAUGCAGCAGUCAAGGUCCUUCGACGACUCUAUUACAGUUGGGAGAGUCCAUACGGGCGUGGCGGGCGAAGAUGGUAGAGCAGCGAUGCAGACUUCCAACAUGGAAGUCGGCCUUCACGGACGAAGAUGCAAAGAGGGGCCUUUGGCGGGGGAAGUGCCGCCCCCUCUGCCCCAUCGCCUGAUUGAAUGGAUUUCGCACCGCAGACAAUCGAAGAUGGGGACAGUCAGCGGCCCUUUCCCCAACGCAGGAGCGCAGGACGCGUGCAGUGGUCCUGUGGAGGACAUUGCCGGGACGCAGGCAGCACAGGGGAUGGCGACUGCAGAUAUGGGGGAGACAAGGGAAGGCAGUAAGAACAGGGCAACGGCGAGCAUGCCUGUGAUGGAGAGUCUGCCGCAAAAGGAAAGAGCCGGGGCGAUAAUUGGAGGUUGGAUGAAAGGGUUGGCGCUGCUACGAUACCUCGAGGAAGAGGAUGCUAUGCACGUUAACAGACCGAGGAGUCAACAAGACAGCGGUGUCGCAUCAGAUGACGAAGGGGGGGGGGCGAGCGAGGGGAUUGUGCCAUGCAGGCCAGCGGAGGGAGACAUGUCGGAGGGGUCGAUGUACCGAGCGCACCGGCAAGGAGGGCGACGCAGCAGGUCGGACUCUCCGGCUGCAGGUGGGAGGGACGAAACCAUGUCGGACAUCGCAACAACUUCGGGGGAUUCGAACAAACAAAAUGUGGAGCUUGUGGGAACUUUCGUGACUGUGUUGGAGGGGUUGAAGAAGACGAUGGCGGAUGGCAAUGCUGCUUUGCGUUAGUGCUUCGCCAUGCAGACGAG
Molecule: messenger RNA, 1276 nt
Organism: Chara braunii
Lineage: Eukaryota; Viridiplantae; Streptophyta; Charophyceae; Charales; Characeae
Source: the annotation of a GenBank genome assembly